CCUACACCUCUCAGGCUGUCAGGCAUAGUCCCUCCCUCCCUCCACCUCGCCGCCGACGAGACGACUCGACCGCCACCACUCCCGCGCACGCUCUUCGCUUGCUUUGCUUCGCCUCUCCUCCUCCCCCGCGCUCCCAGCUUCCUGCCGCAGCGCCGUCCUGCCCUCUUUCCCCAGCUCGCGCGGCCUCCGUCCCGGCGCCACCGUCCCCACUUGGCGCCGCCGCCUCCUGACGCGCUCCUUCCCUCGGUGGUUACCCAAAGCGAACCCGGGAUUCUCAACCGCUACGCACCGCGGAGCUCUACCACUCGUCGGCGCCGGCUUCCGCGCGGUGCCUUAGCUGCUACUUUCCCACCUAAAGCGUAGCUUGUUUGGGUGUGUGCGUUGGGGGAGGGAUUGAUGGCCAACAGCGAGUAUGAGUAUGUGAAGAGGGAAUUCGAGUUCGAUCGCCGUCUUCCGCCCUCUAACUGGAUCGUUGUCCGCAUCGACGGCUGCCACUUCCAUCGGUUCUCAAAGAUUCACGCUUUUGAGAAACCGAACGAUGAGAAUGCUCUAAGAUUGAUGAACGCUUGUGCCACUGCUAUGCUUGAGAAAUUCCCUGACAUAGUCUUUGCUUAUGGUGUUAGUGAUGAGUACAGCUUUGUUUUCAGAGAGGAAACAGAAUUUUAUCACAGGCGAGAGAGCAAAAUUCUUUCUUUAUGUGUUUCCUACUUCACUUCUGUGUACGUAAUGAAGUGGAAAGACUUCUUUCCUAACAAAGAGUUGAAGGAGCCACCAUAUUUUGAUGCACGGGCUGUAUGUUACCCAAAUUUGAAGACUAUUCGUGAUUAUUUGGCUUGGAGACAAGUGGACUGUCAUAUAAAUAAUCAAUACAAUACCUGCUUCUGGAUGUUGGUGAAAUCUGGAAAAAGUGAACAAGCAGCUCAGCUAGCAUUGAAGGGAACAUUUGCAAAGGACAAGAAUGAGCUGCUUGCUCAACAAUUCCAAAUAAAUUAUGAUGAUGAACCAGCUAUGUUCCGCAAAGGAUCCAGUGUUUACCGAGAGAAGGUAGAAACAACAGUGAAGAUUGAUGACUAUGGGACUCCAAUAAAAAGACCACGAUUGAAAGUUACAGUAGCACAUGUCGAUAUCAUAGGGCCUGAGUUUUGGGAAAAUCAUCAGCACAUUCUUCGGGAAGGCAAAUUUAUGCAUGAGUUUGUGAAGAAGUUUGGCAUCGACCGCAUUCUUCCACCUUGUAAUUGGAUUGUCGUUCGCAUCAGUGGCUGCCAAUUUGAUCAAUUCUCAAUAAUUCAUUCACUUGACAAGCCAAAUGACGAGACUGCUCUAAGGCUGAUGAAUGCAUCUGCAUCUUUGAUGAUGGAGCAAUACCCUGACAUUGUAUUUGGCUAUGGUUUUAGCAACGAGUAUAGUUUUGUGUUCCAUGAGAAGACUGAACUAUAUCAGAGACAGGAGAGCUUAAUCCUUUCAUCAUGCUCUUCAUAUUUCACUUCUUGUUACGUGACAAAAUGGAAAGAGUUUUCUCCCCACAAGGAAUUAAUGCAGACACCACGUUUUGAGGCAGAAGCUCUGUGUUAUCCAAAACUAAAGAUAGUAUGUGAAUACUUGUCAUGGAGGCAAGCAGAGUGCCAUGCUGGCAACCAAUACAAUACAUGCUUCUGGAUGCUAGUGAAAUCUGGAAAAAGUGAAACGGAAGCUCAUGAGAUAUUGAAGGGAACAUUAUCUAAAGAUAAAAAUGAGUUGCUUUUUCAGCAAUUCCAGACGAACUACAACAAUGAGCCUGCUAUGUUUCGAAAGGGUUCAUGUAUUUAUCGGCGAAAGGUGGAAGAACUUGCGGAGGCGGAGGGAGGCGACAAUGGCACCGCAAGAGAACGGUGGGAUGUGAAAGUGGACCACGUUGACCUGGGACCUGGAUUCUGGCGAAAACACCCUUGGAUAAUGACUAAUUGCAAUUAGUAGUUCCGACUGAUACAUGGUUAUCGUCAACCACUCUAGAUAGGUGUAAUUCUUCCUCACCGGUCAAGAAAACACAGUUGUCACUCCACGGAUCAACCGUUACCUUCAUCCUCUUAAGCUGAUGUUUUUUGAGUCAUCUUUCUGGAACCUUACUAGCGAUGUUUUCCUUUUGAGCUGUAAAUAGUAACAUUUAUUGUUACUGACAGCCGAAGUGAUACGCACACUGAAUUACUGGAAGUUUUGCAUAACUUGCUGGGACUCAGGAAAUCCCUUUUCGCCUCAA
Molecule: messenger RNA, 2233 nt
Organism: Panicum hallii
Lineage: Eukaryota; Viridiplantae; Streptophyta; Magnoliopsida; Poales; Poaceae
Product: tRNA(His) guanylyltransferase 1-like
Exons: 14
Coding region: 397-1950 (517 amino acids)
Biological process (GO): tRNA modification
Molecular function (GO): tRNA guanylyltransferase activity; magnesium ion binding
Source: RefSeq, a predicted model, not a curated record